CUCGAGUGUCAGCUUCUCAUCUGUUGCGAGUUUUCCCCUGAAAGAACUGGAUAAGAUUGUAUUCUAUCAAUAGAAAGAAGGUGAACUGCAAAUCGGAGUUUUCAACCCAAUUUGCUGGACAGAAUUCUUUCUGGAUCAUCAUAAAACUAAGGCUACUGCGAAGAAAGGAGAGAAAAGAGAAAAAAUAAUCAUGAAGAUUGUAUUGUUUGCUGACUUCAUCGCUACCAACCAUGGUCUCAACCAAGCUCAAUAUGUCUUAAAACAGCUUUGCGACCAAGGACAUCACAUCUCGCUUUUCGAAUGCUCAGAUGUGAGUGUACCAAUUUUAAUUUAUGAAGAACCCAGUACAGCAAUCAGAGGAGUUUAUGAAGAUCCACUCGUAUUAUUGGAGAGAAAAGUAUUACAGGCAGAUGCCAUCCUACUUGUGACAGACAGACAUACAUACGAGACACCAGCCUCGUUAGUAACAGUCAAGAAACAUUUCAGGGGUGGUAACUAUGUAUGGCGACCCUAUGGCAUAAACUGUAUAUUAAUUGGAGGGUCAGUCCACAGCCGUAAAGUAGCUAUGGUUUUGCACAGUUUGCUUGAAGGUUCUGAUUAUAUGUCAGGAUGUUUGCCGAGGAGGUGUUCAUGGACCAAGUUAUAUGCCAUCGACUACAGUAUGGAGACACCUGGACCGUGUGUUUUGUGACGGACUCGUUCGAAAUUAAAAAGACUAUGUUAACAUGAGCUGUGUUUUAGCAGCCAGAUAAAACAUACUUGGGCUCAUAUUUAUAGAGAAAAAUCUUUGUUUAUUAAAAAUCUAGAGUUAUUGUUACUUACUGUUCAUUGAUAAAACUUUUAUAUUUCUUUCUUGAAAACAUCCAUUGCACCUAUUCCCAUCCUUACUGGAACGAUCCUAUUUUGUAUGGUUUCUUUAGCAGUCGCAAACUGGUUCUGGUUUAGUAAAAUUCACAAAAAUAA
Actinia tenebrosa (Australian red waratah sea anemone) is the source of this 963-nucleotide messenger RNA. RefSeq lists its product as uncharacterized. The record is from RefSeq and is a predicted model, not a curated record. Lineage: Eukaryota; Metazoa; Cnidaria; Anthozoa; Actiniaria; Actiniidae. Gene Ontology annotation, molecular function: oxidoreductase activity.